This is a messenger RNA of Penicillium angulare, 3441 nucleotides long. RefSeq lists its product as uncharacterized. Gene Ontology annotation, cellular component: cytoplasm. The coding region runs from base 1 to 3441 and encodes 1146 amino acids. The transcript has 3 exons. Gene Ontology annotation, biological process: signal transduction; regulation of GTPase activity. NCBI's taxonomy places the organism in Eukaryota, Fungi, Ascomycota, Eurotiomycetes, Eurotiales, Aspergillaceae. The record is from RefSeq and is a predicted model, not a curated record.
AUGGAGUCGCCAUCUCUACAACCAGAAUCGCCGAUGGAGCAGGAGGAUAUCCCUUAUCCAUGUAUGGGAUGUGGAGAAGUACGUCUGACAAUGAACUAUCGUGAUGGUCUGUUUGGGUUGAUGCUGACCGAUCCACCUGGAAUUUUAGAUCUUAGAAGAAGGGAAGGCAUUCGAGCUUUGUACGUCCCCCAUACAUUUUUUUCUUUUUUCUUUUGUUUUGUUUUUGGCUUGGCUUGUUACUUGGUGCCCUUACUGACUCUCCGUGAAGCUGGACAAAGAUGGCAUAUCGAUUGUUUUCGAUGCAGUACCUGCAAUACCCUCCUCGAUUCGGACGCACACCUCCUCCUCCUGGGCGAUGGCUCAUUAAUUUGCAGCAGCUGUACCUACAGCUGUAACUCAUGCGGCAACAAGAUCGAAGAUUUGGCCAUUCUCACUGGUGACCAGGCCUUCUGUGCUCAAUGUUUCCGGUGUCGGAACUGUAAGAGAAAGAUCGAGAAUCUACGUUAUGCUCGCACAUCGCAGGGAAUAUUUUGUAUGGAUUGUCAUGAAUCUCUCAUGCAACGGAGGCGAAAGAAAAAAGCUGUAGCAGCCGCCAAAAGGCCAGGAGGGCCGGGUGUCAAACUGGACAAGUCCUUGCCAUCGCUGCCUCCCAGCUUUGAAGAAACCCGAUCGCUGGAGGAGACCCCGAGUGAGGGAUAUGUCGAGACUACGGCUGAGGUUGCGCCGACCAAGACAGACCUUGUCGACGGAGGUCAAUAUGAACAAUCUUCUCGCCCAACUACGGCCUCGGGUAAGGAUUCAAAGUUAUCAUGGCGGCUUCAUUUAGCUCUACGGAAAGCAAAUCUUGCUAAUACAUCUUUCAUCGCAGACAAUAUCCUUCUUCCCUCGAGUACAUACCGAAGCAGUCGACUUUUAAACUCACAGCGUGAUAAUGAUCUAGGAGACGCCGGUGGAGAAUUGCUUAUCCCACUCGCCUUCGAUCCAUCGGAGAGUCAAAGGUCUUCUCGCCGACAGUCACAGGCAAUUCAAGAGACACCUCGUGACUAUUUCGGUCAUAUUCGAUCUGGCGAUUCAUCAGUUAGGGCUUCCCGCGAUGACUUUGAACCCCCCUCCCGUACAUCGCUAGAUCAAUCCCCCCAUAUCGCAUACCAAGAGAAAGGUUGGGAACGCACUGAGACCGAUGCAGCUCGACGUGACUUGGAGGGACUUAAUGGCACGGGUGCCAAGCCGCCAACAGCAAUUGAUCAGAAUAGAUUCGGGAAGACUGAGUCUGCUCGUAGCUCUAGAUCUGAUCUACCUUUGGCCCUAAAGGAAUCAUCAGCCUUCUCUGGUGCGACCAGUCCCGAAAGCACUCGAUCAAAGGAUGACGUUGGUCGUCACGCCCAUUUGGACAACAAUAGGUCGACACGACCUUCUAAUGAGUUACGGAGGCUCCACGAAAAUGGCUCAGGGGAAUCUUCACACGCCGCAUCUACCAGCCUGCCACAUCACCCCAAGCGUGGCGAUUCGCUCGAAAGCAAACUCCAUUCAAUCCCACGCAAAGACCUAGGCCAGUCUCCUAGCUCGUCUACUUAUGGCGGAUCACCCAAACUGCCCGAGAUUGCUGCAGAGCAGUUGAAACCGAGCAUCACAUCUGGUAACACGUCACUAUCUGAUAUACAGCGGCCCCUGGACAGCGCUGGUUCGCCGUCCUUGCCGCAAUAUACUAGCAACAGCGACUUCUCCCAAGAUGAAGAUCUGGCCCGGUUUAUUGGUGGUGAAUCUUUCUUGUCUUUCCGUACCACUCAGAAUAACGCCAACGCCACUCGUCACAACCGCAGUUACAGUGAGAAGAGUGUCCAUACCAAUAAGGAUGUAAAACACAUGCGAUCAUCUACAAACGGCAGCGUGGGCGAAAUUGCUAGCCCGACCGCCAGCACGGCUCAGAAUGAGGAACUUGCCUGGCUUCGAGGUGAAUUGCGCAAGGAACGCCAACGUGCUACUGAGAUGGAGAACGCUCUUCGUGCAACCGCAGAUGUGAAACAGGUCAACACUGAACUAUCUGAAAAGCGAUCUACCAUGGUCGUUUUGGAUGCGCAGCGAGAGAUCGUCUUACGUGAAUUGACCGUGCUCACCGACCAUAUUGAAGCCGAGAAGCGCGGUGCAUCCGGUGCACCCUUGGACCUUGGAAAGCUUUCCAACCAUGUCCUACGUGAGCUUGCUGAGUCUAUCCACACGCUGAAGGACUCCUAUACACCUCAAAUUGAGGAGUUGAUUCAAAAGCGAAAUGAUUUGGCUGAGGAAUUGGUUGAUCUCAAUCGCAAGAAGGAGAAGGCAUUCCAAGAAUUUGAGCAGCUUUCUUCCAAGAACGCACAGUUGGCCGAGCUCAACAAUCAACUGGUUCACCAAAUCCAGGAGCUUUACAAGUCCAACAACCAUGACCACCGCGGUCCAAAUGGACUGGGUAUCUCUCACAAUAAGGAUAAGUCUAUCACCUCUAUUGAAGCCCUGAAGCCUACAGCCAGCUACGAUAUGGCGCCGUCGAUCUCCACCGCUCACAUCUCGGAAGACGGCGAGCCCGCCACUGCUACAGUUGUGCCUGGUCCCCAGGUUGUCAACAUUCGCAAGGGCCAGCCUCGCAAGUUCAACUGGAAGAAGGGUGGUCAGAAUGUUGCCAAGGGUGUCAAGGGUCUCAAAGGAGCAUUCAUGGGUAAUGAUGAACCCGGGGGCUUGCCACGAUCUCAGACCCAGGAUCCAACCCGGCAAGGAUUUGGCUUCUUUGGAAACCAGCGGAACAAGCAGGGAGGCAAGAUGUCGCAGGCCGACAGCAUAUCAGCAUUGUCUGAUACUGCAGGUUGUCUCUUUGGUGUCGACCUGGAGUUACGCAUGGAGCAUGAGAAGAGUAUUAUUCCGGCCGUUGUCACUAGAUGUAUCCAGGAAGUUGAAUUGCGAGGUAUGGAUAUGGAGGGUAUCUACCGUAAAUCUGGUGCUGCGUCAGCUAUCCAGGGUAUCCGCGAUGGGUUUGAAAGGACUCCCGCCGACUAUGAUAUUUCCGAUCCCGAUCUUGAUAUUCAUGCUGUUACGUCGGCCCUUAAGCAGUAUUUCCGCAAGCUGCCAAACCCCCUUAUCACAUAUGAUGUUUACGAGAUGAUCAUUGAAUCCGGAGAAAUCACCGAUCCCGCAGCUCGAAUUGAUGUCCUGCAGAAGGGCCUUCAAGAGCUCCCUCGAGUACACCAGGAUGUUCUCGAAUUUCUCAUGUUCCAUCUGAAGCGCGUGGUUGAGCGACAGGAGGAGAAUCUGAUGACCUGCCAGAACAUUGCUGUCGUCUUCGCACCAACUUUGAUGAGACCUGAGAGUUUGGCACGAGAGAUGACGGAUGUGCAGAAGAAGAACGAUGUUCUUAAGUUCAUGGUUGAAAAUGUCCAAAAUAUCUUCAUGGGUAUGUCUGGUGGAGAGUCGUAA